Microtus ochrogaster (prairie vole) is the source of this 7489-nucleotide messenger RNA. Its product is annotated as ras homolog family member F, filopodia associated. The coding region runs from base 5345 to 6241 and encodes 298 amino acids. Lineage: Eukaryota; Metazoa; Chordata; Mammalia; Rodentia; Cricetidae. The record is from RefSeq and is a predicted model, not a curated record. The transcript is spliced from 9 exons.
GGGCCCCAGCGGCCCCCCACCCCUCACUCGCGCGCUCCCACACUGCCUCCCCCCCCUCCCCGGGGGGAAGGCCUUUUAAUUUAUUUAUUCUGCUGGGACUGAGGUGGGGGGCUUAGCUGGCAGGGGAUAGGGGGGUCUCUUCGGCCUUCUACCUCCCGCGGCUGGGGCUACCCUUCCAGCUACCGGGCACUUCACGGCGUGCGCCCCCGGGGCCUCCCAAACUGUUUCCAAACUGCCCAGACCGGAGGUGGGCGCGUGGAGACUCGGCUAAAGGGCUGGGUUUGGAGGGGGGCGAUUGUGUGUUUGAAUACUAGGAGCCUGGGGAGGCAGACGUCGACCCCAAACGAGUUGCAAUCGAGGUAUCUCCGAACCCGCUUCCUCUUCGGCCCGCACACCCCCUCCCUCCCUGGAGCAGUACUGGGGAGGGGAAACCAAGAUUUGGAACCACAUUAGCCUUCACAUUCCUGGGAGGAUACAGCCCUCGCCUGGACGUGGAAGAUAGCUUUUUUCUCUCUCUCUUUUUUCCUUUCUGUUUUUAUUUUUGGAGGGGAGCGCCCAGUAAUUGUCCUGAACACAUGCUUCUUCCUCCAGGCACCAGCGACAGAGAGUCCCCUUUUUUGCAUUUAUCAUUUUCCUUCCCCUUUCUUUAUUAAAGGUCCGGGAGUGGCGGCGGCCAAUCAGCGCUCGGCUUCCAUUUUGUGAGUUCAACUAGGAGGCUUCCCCGGCUUCGCGUGGAUAUGUUUGCAGACCCCUCGGUCUCUCUUCUCGGACUGCCGACACGAAGCAGCCGCCUCGCUGGGGCUUCGUGGUGGUGUAUUUCAUAUUGGGGCUCUUUUCGGGGUUUGUAAUUUGGCCGUGGGUAGGUAAUUGGCUGGAGCAGGGCGGCAGGGCGCGGCAACCAAUCAGCACACGGCUUCUAUAGGGCUUGAGUUAUUAGACGCUGAUCUCAAAACAUCCUUCAUCAGACUCCAAGGAGAGGCCAACAGAUGAGGGGAGCCAUUUUUCUGCAAUGGAAUUAAAUGGCCAAGUGGGUUUUUCCUUUGUUGCAAAUGGGGAAUGCUUUUCCUUUGACUCCACCAUCCAGUUCAGGACGCCUGAAUGUGUUUAACAUUUGCCAAAGGACUCACACUUGGAAGAAUGAAGAAGACCUUUUAAAAAGAUCUGGAUUUUUCCUUAUGAUUUGGAAUCCAUCUUUGUCUUGUAUAACUAGGUCAUAGCACACUAUUAAUGUCAGCAGUUAACAGUUUUGAAUUCAAAAAACCUAAGUAAAUGACAUAUUUAAUUUUUUUCCUCUUUUUUCUUGGGUGGGUGGGGGGAGAGCUUGGAGCUGUCUUAAUCUGUAUUCUCUUGACUGAACAAUAAAUUUUUAAAUAUAAUUUCCUCUAUUAAACACUUAACCUGGUCAUCUUAUUAACUACUUUUUAACAAGGUAAUGUUUUAAAUGUAUAGUUGGAGUAGCGAAAUGGCAGCAACAAAAAAAUUGUGAGCUGUUACUGUUAAAUUUUCUAAAAACCUUUUACAUUGUAAGUACCCAAUCCAUUCUGUCCUUCCUGCACUGCAGUUUUCAUGUUACUGUCGCCUGAAAUGUCCUGAAUUUUCGGAAUAUUCAUCUGCAUGUAUGUCUUUGUCUCUGUCUGAUGUAAGUCAGUUAAAAUGCUUUUAAACGUUUGCUUUUAUAAAGCUACGGUUUUUAGUUCAAGCUUUUUGAAAAAUGUUUACAGCAAUAGAUGCUGCUCCGAUUUCUUCCCAGUAACUCGUACACUUUCUUUGAAAAUCGAUCUAUUUUGAAGAAAAACAGCUGUUUUUCUCGACUGGGGGGGGGGGGACGACUGAGAAAGGAAGUCUUUCUUUACAAAGACUCAAAGCCGUCACUGAAAACUAGAUUAAAACUGGAAAACAAGUCCUAGCUGGUGCAAGCCAAACACCUACUUUAACCCGGUGCUAUUUUCUCUGGUGGUUGGGAUGGCUGGUGAGCUGUUUUGCCUUUUGUUUGAUUUGACCGUGUUUUCGCCUUUUGUUUCUUAAUGAUCACACCAUUGCUAAAUCCAGAGCAGUAAACAGUCCACAGCGAAGCCGCCUUUUUGCCAGCCCAACCCUGGAAAGUUUGCAGUCGUGGAAGGAGCAGAAAAUACUGAGUGUAACUUACAAAAAGACUCCAUGGCACCGGGCUGAGCGGGUCUUGCCCGGAGCCCAGAGCAAUGUCUCGGUUCUCCCCACAGUAGACAAUCCUUGCCUCCUCUGGACAUCUGGAACAGGCCUAAUUUGACUGACAGCUUGCCCACUAAGGGUGGAGCAGUUUGUACCGCUGUUGUUCCUGGCCUUGAGGGCUGCCCCGCCUACUGGUCACCCACUGAGCUUGGGGCGGGGCUGCUUUGGCCUGCUGAGAGAGGGCCACGCCAGCGGAAGGACUGCCUGAGCUGGGAGGUGGCUGGACUAGCUUCACUACAGACUCCAGCGUCCCCGCCCCUUCCGUCUCCUCCACCUGGCCUGGAGCCCUCGUUUGGAAUAUGACCUUUUAGACACUCUAGGUGGAGACAGUAGUGAAGAUGGCUAGGAACACCCCACCAUCACCUGCCCCCAGUGUUUUCGCAGACUGUUCUGUGCUCUCAGGCAAGUUACUGCGGGUGGAAAGGAGGAGGGGAAGUCGAACAACCGUGUGGACUAUUUCUAACAGAAGAGGGGCUUGCCAUGUCCCGGCUAGUCCUCUUGACAGGCUGGAACCACAAUCCUUUGUGCCCAACUUAAGCCGUUUUUCUAGCCUGGCCUCUAGAAAUGACUUGCCCAUCCUCCUCUGGUUCCUGAGAGCUGUUAGGCAGCUGGGGCCUGGAGGAAGACUGCCUAGCCCGGAGGCUAAGAUAGCACCCCUUGGCACCUUGGCUUCACACCCCCCACCCCUUUAUCUGUUAAGUAGAACCUGAGUCUUUAUCUCUCACUGCUAUUGAUACCAUCUACAUUUGGAUAGCUAAAUAAUUGAUUUAUGGGGCCUCAGAGUAGGGGAGUGGUGCCCACAGCCUCUCCCAUCCAAAUUUGUACUUUGCCCUGAAAGACUGAAGGUACCCUGCCUCUGCUGUCCUUGACUCAUUUUCCUGUUGGUCUCUGUGGCUUAGUCUUCUCUGAGACCAUCCUGUGGCUCCCUGAGGGGUUUUGUGGCAAGAAGCAACUGAAGGAAUCUCUCCCUCUCCUGCACUUUCCAGGAAUUCCUGGAGAAUCAGAGUGACCCAGGGCCCCCAGAACAUUGCUGGUGAGGGAAUAAGCCACCCUGUGUGGGUGAGUGAGUCUUAUCUCCUCAGCUAGACUGGCCUGGCCUGGCCUGACCUCUGAGGAGGCUCUAAACAGCAGCUGGCUGGAAUCCUGGGUAUUUUUAGCUACACAGAUCCAGCCCCACCAUCACCAUGAGAGCUGGGUCCAAAUCCAGCACUUCAGGCCUGCUAGUCCUGGGGUUCUGCCAGCCUCCUGUUGAAGCUGGGGUGGGUGGGUAGGGCAGGCUGGAACCAGUAGCGGCGUGUACCCUGAACCUACCUGAGCCAGAAUCAUUCGCUUUCAGUAACUUCCUCUCUGAGGCCUCCUGCAGACUUGCUCUGAGGAUGGAGAGUGCAGACACAGGUCUCGGGGAUCUGUGGAAAGUCGGGAGCCCUCUCUUGGCUAUAUGUAGCAGAACAAGCACUUUUUCCUUCUAAGUGAAUUUUCUCCCCUGGCACAUGUAGCCAGCCAGCCUCCCUGGCUCUGGACCAAGCCCGAAGAAACCUGGAAUCCUUGCAAAGCAUCCUCAAAGGGCCUAAGAUAGCUGCAGCCCUUCCUCCCUUGCCUGGUUUUGACAGGAAUCAUCUGUUGACUCUUUGUAGCCAGCCCUCCUUCCGCUUCAACCAACAGUCAGGCCCUCCCUGAUGUAACUGUUACCUUGACAACCCCUUGGGCCUGUUUCCCCCUCACCACUGAAACCUGAAGAGGGUUUUCAAGCUACAGUACAUUUGCCCAAGUUGGGCACCGCUUCUGCUUCCAUUGGCAGAUCUUCUGCCCAACUGUACCCAAUAUAACAAACACAGCCUUCCCUGGUCCCUUAGCUGAUCUCACUGGUGCUGGGAACUCCUGUCAAACUGCUUCCUCCAGACUGUGCCUCCCCCACAGGCAGGAACAUGGUUUCUUCUCAAUAAACAAGUUGUAAGAAAGGAAUGAACGACUUGCUGAAUUUUUGUCUAAGGGGUCCUCCUUGAUCCAGUGACAAGAGGCCUCUGCCCUAAAGCUGGAGGUUGAUUCAGGUUUCCACUCUCCCGGUCCAUGUUGGCUUUUGAGUUUCCACGAGCGGUCGCUGCUGCCCUCUGGUGGUAGGGCUUUGCCUUGUGUCUCCUGGAGGAAAGGGGAGGGGGCGGGGAAAACGAGAAGAAACCCUGACAUUUAUGGAACCUCCCGGGUCGGUAGUUUACUCCACAAAGCGAAAUUUCCUGAGUGCUUGCGGAGAACUUGCAAAUUAGGUAUCUUCUGGGUGGGGAGGGUCAAGAAGAUCCCUGAGCCCUGCCAAACUCCAGCUUGGAGGUUCGCGCUCAUGCUGGCAGGCUGCAAGGAUCCCACUCCCUGACCACUGGCCUGCUUGGGAAGUAGAUCCUCAGCUCAUAGUAACGGGAAAAUGUCACAGUGACAUCAGCCAACUGUAUCGCUAGUACUUGUUUGUAUUAAGCACUCGGCCAAGAGCUACUUGAAUGGUGAUGGGAGUGGAAUUCCUGGGGUGAAAGACACGGAGCCAGAGGACACCAGAACGCUUCUUGGUGGAGAUGGGGACUAUAGGUUUCCAAAGUUUACGGAAGGGCCAGGUGCUCUCGACCUGUCAGAGUCACAACAGUGUCACUUGGGUUCACCCCUCUGAGCCUUGCUCGAUACUGCCUAUGUAUUUUAAGUCAGUCCUGGAAAUAGGCUGCUCACUGGAAGUCACUGCAGAAGGCGUUUCCCGGCAGGGGGCGCUACAGUUCCACGGUGCGGGUCAACAGAACACCCGAGUAGGGACGGGAAGAGAGCAGAAUUCCUGUAUUCCCACACUGACGAGGGCCAGGCGCAAACUAUGUGGACACACACAACUUACGUUCUGGUGUCUUCUCGGGAACGAGCCGAGGGACUACAACCCAGAGGAAAACAGGCCACACUGGCAGACUAGCUGCAAGGGCUGGAUGCGAACCUGGCUGCCUGGUACAGCCCCCAAUUAAGGAGUCUACUUGAGGGGGGGGGGGGUGAAGCUGACCAAUCAAAGAGUCCUCGCUAGGAGGCGGAGCCUGCCAAUCAAGGGCUGUCGGUGUGAAGAGGCAGAAACCACGAAUGUAACAGAGCUGGGGGUGUGCAGGCACACGUGGUGAAGGGGAUGCGCUGCGCUUGCGGUUCAGCAUCCGGUUCCUCCGUUUUUUUCGUUUCCCCGGGGACUAAGAGACAAACACCCAGGGCUGGGAACAUAGCAGAGAGUAAUUGUGGCAACGAGGGGAACCCGGGAGGCUGCCUGGCAGAGGUGGCCACAGCUGCCCGAGGGCGGAGCCUCGUGGCCCCGCCCUGCAGUCCCGCCCCCGCCCUGUCGCUCAACUGGGCUCUGGCCAGAGCUCAGCAUCCAGCGCGCUGCGGGCUCCCGGCUAUGGACGCCCCAGGUGCCCCGGUCCCAGCCGCUGCCCCCAGCUCCGCAAGGAAGGAGCUGAAGAUAGUGAUCGUGGGUGAUGGUGGCUGCGGCAAGACGUCGCUGCUUAUGGUGUAUUGCCAAGGCUCCUUUCCCGAGCACUAUGCCCCAUCGGUGUUUGAGAAGUACACGGCCAGUGUGACUGUGGGCAACAAGGAGGUGACCCUGAACCUCUACGACACAGCUGGGCAGGAAGACUAUGAUCGGCUGCGGCCCCUGUCCUACCAGAACACACACCUCGUUCUCAUCUGCUAUGACGUCAUGAACCCCACCAGCUAUGACAAUGUCCUCAUCAAGUGGUUCCCUGAAGUAACACAUUUCUGCCGAGGGACCCCCGUGGUUCUCAUCGGCUGCAAGACAGACCUGAGGAAGGACAAGGAGCAGCUGCGGAAGCUCCGGGCAGCCCAGCUGGAGCCCAUCACCUACACACAGGGCUUGAGUGCCUGCGAACAGAUGAGAGCUGCGCUCUACCUGGAAUGUUCCGCUAAGUUUCGGGAGAAUGUGGAAGAUGUCUUCAGGGAAGCUGCCAAGGUGGCCCUCAGUGCCCUGAAGAAAGCACAAAGGCAGAAAAAGCACAGGAUCUGCCUGCUGCUGUGACCUUGGGGCGCACAGCCCUGAGCAGAGCUGUCCGGGUUAGGGACCCAGGCCUCGGCUCCUACUGGGAUUUUAUCCUGUCAGAGCACUGGGGCUAGACUCUUGGAACAUUCUGGAACUGUUCCCUUUGGGUUCAUGCUAUGGUUCGAUGGUGAAUGAAGAUGCCAGACCCACCAGUGUCCCUCUCCCCUGGGGCUGACACUUGUUCCCAGGCCGCAGGAGGGCCCUCGGAACAGCUCUUCUCGCCCCAGCCAUGCGUGUUUCCCUUUCCAAAGCCAAUUCAUGCUUGAAGCUCAGAAAGGCACAGAGAGUGUGGACGCGUGUGGAUGUGCACUGCUGUUCCCAAGUGUCCCAAGGCCACCGUUCUUCCGGCCUCCCUGAGCUCCUGAGAUAGCUCGGCUACAUCCUCCAGCCUCUUCCUCCUUCCUGUCAGGAACCGAGGGCCACAGCCUAUCAAGAGAACACAGGCAUCAAGCCGGACAUGGGCCGGCACCAGCUGUUCCUGCUGUACCACACUGAAGACUUUUGUCUUAGCCUGAGACACAUGUUCAGGGGAAGAAGAAACAAUCUCUUAAAAGGUCAAAAUAUACUCGGGCCUCCCACCGAUCCCUACCCGAUUUCACCUCCAAACCCGCAACUGACUUCCACUGGGGACUCCUGAUGGACAGUGCCUGCGCCCCAUCAGGGACCUCAGGCGAAUGGACUCUCCCCUUAGACCAUCCCCAUCUGUAAGCGGCCAGGACUGGGUCAUCACCCCACCCGAUUCAGUGUCUGCUUCUACCAGGAUGCGGGGCUCAGGAAUGGCCUGUCCCUGCCUCCUUCCAGAACUGACCUGCAGACCACCAAUGUCCACAACAGCAAGACUCCUGAGCUCUGAAAUUCCUUCCAGAAGGUCUAGACUCUGCAUUUCAGAACUUUUCAAGCCAAGUUUCCUAGGUGGUUUUAGUGCCCCUAAGAGGAAGUCAGCAUCUCCCAAGAAGAAACCAUGGCCCAGGCUGGCUCAUCUGUCCUAGGACCUCUUGACUCAGCCCCCAAAGUCAGGUUGCCAAGGAAAGGGACUUCUGGCCCCCUUCCCCGCAAGUGCCCCAAGGCCCUGCUGUCCCCUGCAGAGCUAACCAAGGACCUCUUGGUCUCUCAGAAUCCAAGGCCUUGUAGAUAAAUUAUGAUGUAGGGCAGAGGUCAACAAACCACAGCCUGUGGGCCACACGUGGCCACUGCCUGUUUUGUAAAUAAAGUUUUAUUGAACUGCCA